AUGUCUCGAAUUUGGCAGUUACUCAUCCUCUUUGUAGUGUUAAGGUCUGUGGAAGGUGUGCACAACAGUUCUAAGGUUGCAGAGGAGUUCCUGGUUCCCCAGAAUGAGGCAAGAAAGGAAGUUGGGGUUCCACCGCUUUCAUGGAGCCGCAAGCUCACCACUUAUGCUCGUAAUUAUGCGAGAGAGAGAAGGGGCGACUGCGUUGCUCAACGUUCAGAAGGAUCGCCCUACGGCGAAAACAUAUUCUGGGGCAGUGGCAAACAUUGGAAACCUGAGCAAGCAGUAAAAGCGUGGGUGGAGGAAAAGAAGUGGUAUCAUUAUUCUAGUAAUACUUGUACAGGCCCUGACUGCUCUCACUACACUCAGAUCGUUUGGCGUACCACUACUAGAGUCGGUUGUGCUAUAAUCAAAUGUAACAGCGGUAAUACUUUCAUCACCUGCAACUAUGACCCACCGGGUAACUAUGCUGAUUCCAGGCCCUAUUGA
This is a messenger RNA of Cryptomeria japonica (Japanese cedar), 486 nucleotides long. Its product is annotated as pathogenesis-related protein PR-1-like. Gene Ontology annotation, cellular component: extracellular region. The transcript has a single exon. The record is from RefSeq and is a predicted model, not a curated record. Bases 1 to 486 code for a protein of 161 amino acids. Lineage: Eukaryota; Viridiplantae; Streptophyta; Pinopsida; Cupressales; Cupressaceae.